Molecule: messenger RNA, 4299 nt
Organism: Bipolaris victoriae FI3
Lineage: Eukaryota; Fungi; Ascomycota; Dothideomycetes; Pleosporales; Pleosporaceae
Exons: 4
Coding region: 1-4299 (1432 amino acids)
Biological process (GO): mRNA splicing, via spliceosome
Cellular component (GO): nucleus; U2 snRNP
Molecular function (GO): U2 snRNA binding; protein binding
Source: RefSeq, a predicted model, not a curated record
AUGGCGCAAGCCCAUGGCCUUAGGCUUGUCGACGGCGAGUGGGUCUCUAUGCCUAUCGACGCUUUUCAUAUCUUGGCCAACACUCAGCAAAAUGACACCCAAAUGCCUAAUGUCGCCCCCAAGGCUGCUCAUCGGGUGCCCGAGUAUGGCAUACUAUCGCAGACAGUCAUCACUACUCCUCUAAACAAGCUCAUUUUACCCGCCAGCAUACGCCACGGCGACUUGGUUGAUGUUGUCAUUGUUGGCGAGGACUACAUACAUCUCAAGGAAAUUCGUGAUCAUGGCCGUAUCCGCCAUGUGGCAACCAAAACUGACUUCAACGGCGGCCGUAUCAUAACCGCCAAGGUGUUCGGCCAUCCACGCGAGGUGCCUAGCACGAAAAUUGGCGGCCUCCCUUUGCCAAAGACCGACUUGAAGCAGAUAUCACGACGGCCAGCAAGUGAACGGAAGAUCCAUUUGCCCCCAGAAGUCGUUGUACUCACUCUCUCCAAUAGGACGCUCAUGUUCUUGUGGGCCCAACAUACUCACACAGGUCUGAGCACUUUCACACAAAAGACUGUCAGAUUACCCGCAGGAAGCUCACGGUUUGAUCGUUUCGGCAGUAUCCUAGCUGUCGAUCCCCAGUGCCGGGCAAUAGCUGUUGCAGCGCAUGAGGGUCGCUUCAUCCUCUACAAAACCAAGUCCAUGGCGGCUUGGGAAGCCGAGGCUAACAAAGGCCGCGAGAUGCCAACAGCUAUUGAAGAUGAGCGUAUCAUAUCAGUCCAGGGGCAAAUCAUGCACAUGGACUUUCUAUCCCCUGGAGAAGAUGAGUAUCACGUUGUUCUUCUUUUAGUCAUUGUUCUCGAUGGCCGAACAAGGCUUUCUUGCUUUGAUUGGGAUUGUAGGCAGGAUCUUAGCGAAGCAGCAGCACGCACAGAGCGGUAUUAUGUUCAAAAGGGUAGGUCAAUAGCCGUGGAGGUGCACAUUCUUGUAACUACUGCUAAUUCAUCAGAGGACACUAUGCCUUCACUCCUAAUCCCUCUCCGCCGUAGCCCUGAUUUCCUCUUGGUUUUCAACGAGCACAUUUCCGUAUACAAAAAUAUCCUCUCCGGAGACCCAGCAUGUGCGGUGGUGCCUAUCGAUCCGAGCUUGCUCAUUCCACUCCUACCAGGUGACAGUAAAUCAAGACCAAAAUGGACAGCGUGGGAUAAAACCCUACGCAAUCCAGGCUACCCGAAAGAGAGCUUCUACCUAGCAAGAGAGGAUGGACGUAUCAUAUAUCUGGUCAGAGGACCAGCUGGGACUGUAGAAAUGGAUGAGGUCGGCGAAUGGUCACAUCGCAUCGACACUGCUUUCACAUGUUUGCGGAUUGAUGGCUCUGAGACUUCGCAGCAGUAUCCGGAUUUCCUGAUUGCUGGCGGGGCUAGCAACGACGGUCUGCUAUGCAAGGUUGGACCAUGGCUAACCGAGUAUUCCCAUCACGAACCGAGGACGAAUUCAUUUUCGUACAUUGAUUCGAUGCCUAAUUGGACGCCUCUUACAGACUUUGCAAUUACCAAGCUUUCUACUCCACGCGCCUCCAGUGAGCGUCAGCGGGCUUCGAUAUUCGUUGCCAAUGGAAACAGUCCGUCUGGAGAAAUUUCCGAGCUCAGACACGGAGUGCAAGCCACAGUGGACGAUAGUUUCAGUGGAGUCAAUGGCUGUGCGGGCGUAUGGGUCGUCGAUCACGGGAGUCACGUGGUUGAUAUCGAAGGCAUAAUGACAAGACAGCAUUAUGCAACAUUGACAAUAACACUCCCACCAGAGACCCUUGUGAUUCGUAUUGUACGCACGCAACCGGAGUGUGACAGAGCCUUCUCUGGCGCUUGGGAACUAGGCUCGUGGGACAAGUUCCAGACACCGAGCGACGACGACCCACUUGAAGACAGCCUUGCGCGAGACGAGGAGACAAUAUCUGCAUGCCCUUGGGCAAGGAAUGUAUCGAUUCAGAUUACAAGGAAAGAAGCUCGCACGCUCCUUCGACCAACAUUGCGCCAAGUCGACAUACUGAGAUUUGAAACGUCACUCUUGUUAGCUGCUUCUCGCCCUACGCAUCCGUUCAUCGCAAUUGUUUUUCGUGAGCAGGGAUGCAUAUUCCUAGAGAUUGUACCGAUAUCGGAUGACGGCACCUUCGACAGGACAGCCAAUUUCCGUCAACAGCUGCCCUACGAUCCCACAUGUGUUGAGAUAUUGGAGAUUGGGGGUAUAUCAUACGUGUUUGUCAGCACCUUUGAUUGCAAAAUGAUGCUUUUCAAACACCACGACCGUCAGACAUCUUUGGUGAUGGAAGGUACCUGGGACCAAGAUUUGCCCGGCGGUUCACAGAAGCUCUGUGAGAGUGUCGCGGUCUUAAGCUCAAAUGACCAGCACAUCCUAGUCUGUGGAAUGCGGGACGGCACUCUUUUGAGCUCUGCAUUGGAGAUACGAGACCAAAGAAUCUCCCCUAUUUCUUGGACAUGUACGCACGUCGGUACAACCCCAGCCAAGAUUACCAAUAGUGAGACUGAUGCCUCUUCUGCAUUUGUGUCCUGUGGUUCAGAUUUCUGUCGGGUACAAUUUCCCAGAAAUGGGUCAUUAGAUCUCGAGAUUGACUGCAUAUGGUUCGCCGACCGCACACAACCUGAUUAUGACCAAUCUCCAGUAUCCGCUCUAUAUCAGCUACCCUUCCUCCCAGAGUUGGAAAAGUUUGGAAGAAAUCUUGGGGGCUUUUUGUUCGUUGUUGCGGGUGACCGUCUCCUUUUCUCCCAACUUGAGUCGGACAUCAGAUGGGCAGGUGACAGCACACCUACCCAACCCUUCUGUGACUCCAGAAUGGUCCCACGAAAGAUGAUUACAGGCGCUAAGCCUACAAGCAUACUGUAUAUGCAAAAACUGCGGCGGGUUGUUGUCUCAACGAUGGAAGCAAAGGAAAGUCAUGCACCACCACAUGGCGAGCGGGUCUUACACUCGUCAAUCAAACUGCUUGAGGUGCGCGAUGAUAGAUCAACCAACGAUAUGGAAAUAAAACAAGAGGAACGAGACGGCGUUCCAGAACGAUUAGUCGUAGCCCAGUUCUCGCUACAGCACGCGGAAAGAGUAUAUACUAUGGUCGAGUGGCAAUUUGUCACUCAGCGGGAUAAAAAGUACUCUCUGAUCAUUGUAGGCACGGGUGUACAAGUGGGAACAAGCCGACAAACCGGGAGGCGACUGAUCUUCAAUACUGGAAGGUCAGGCUCUAAGCUAGAGCUACAAAAACAGUCUACCUACGACCAACCAGUCUAUAGCAUUGCAUUAUGGGACAACAAAACUACUGUUGGUGUCACUGGAAGAAAGUUGUUCAUGGAACAAUUCUGUGAGGAUGACGGAAGGUGGACUCAAUGCGCAUGGAUAGAACUUCCUUCACCUGGCAUACAUGUUUCCGUUGAACGUCCUUAUGUUUACGUAUCAACACUCCAGCACUCCCACAUGUGUUUUCAGCUAGUGGAUAGGGAUCGCCCUGGUGAUUUCGUUUUUAUCCCACAGUUUUCCGAUAGCGGUGUGCGCAACUGCUCGCGGCAUCUCGUCAUGGACGUGCCGAGUGUGAGUGACGAAAAAAGGGACCGUUUCGUACUUGUCACAGAUAAGAAGAGUAGUUCAGUGGCCGCUCUCUAUCACCCGCCCGAACACACCUACAGUAACGCAUCGGAAACGCUGUUUGAAGCGUGCCUUCCCCGCGCUGUAGUGCGUAUCGAUCGCGGUGACAUCCGUCCGCCAUGGCGUCGAGCAAACCAUAGUGGCAAGAUCGCUGGUGUUCUUGCAGACGACAUCUUCGGUGCUUGUACCGACGGCACCAUCUUUGCCUUUUCUAUCCUCUCUCAGUCAUCACGCCAUCUCUUGCGCUUGGUACAGAAUCUCAUUGAAGUCAAAACAUCGCGAUCCGCCGUACACCAACACGACAAGGUCAAGCCUCGAAGCGGAGACAUCUUCCGUAUUCUCAUGAACGAUACUUCGGGGGCUCAACAUGGCGACAUCAUGAUAAGAGAUGUAGAUCCGAGACACCUGGAACGUGCUUCUCAACGUGGACCACGGCAUAAACACGUCGAUGGCGAUUUACUCAAGCGAUGGCUGAGUGAGAGCGACAGCGACGUACAAAGUCUAGUUUGCAACGGCGUUGAUACUGAGAUUAGCAAGCUGUUCGAGGAGUUGGCGCGAGAUGUUUGUGGUGAAGAGUCGGAUGGCAAGGGGAAGGGGAUGAAGGAAGAUAGAGAGGUGUUUGAGCAGGUGAAGAGGUGGAUGUGGAAUGUACUCAUGCCCUUGCUGUAA